AUGAACCCGACUAAUAAACUUGCGUAUAAACGCCACAAGUAUUCAGGGCCGCGAAAAUCGCGAAAAAAGGUGCAAGCCGCAUUCAAACGUCAUCAUCAAAGUUCUUUUCUAUGCCGGGUGGAAGCAUGGCGUACCAAGAAGGAGAAGGUAGUGGAAGAAACCGCGAACUGCCCUGUUGUAUUUAGUCCACAUACAACUGAAGAUCCUCUUCAGCUGUCCAAAGUUUCGACAGCUGAAGCUACGCCCAAAAUCUAUUCGAGCGAACAAACUUCGAACGCGGACUAUGUGCUUGAGACUUCAACAUCUGAACAUUUAUCUGACAUCGCCAAUAUUGAGGACGUCCACUGUAAUAACGAUCAACCUUCACAAGUACACUUUGUCAAUAAGACCGGCGACACCUUACCUCCUGGACCGUCAUCUGGUAAAGACAAAAACGAAGAUGACCAUAAUUCCAAUCCCCCAGUGAAAAUAGUAAAACGCAGUAGUCGCCGUAAAAUCGCUAAAAAGACGGAAAUUCCCAAAUCACAAGCACUUCCUCUGAAAGAAACACCUGUGGUUCAGCCGUCUUCGUCUGCACAACCGCCUUCAUUCCAUAUAGUCUUCCAAGAUGAUGAGGAAGUCGAUUUAGAUGCCGAUGUUAUUGAGUUUGGCGAGCCAAAACGAGCACGACGUAAUACUACAAAAAACGGACCAUGCGGUGGUGCAAAAGCCUCAUCCCCUAAACCUGAGCUAUUACUUUAUAACGGUUGUAUCAAUAAAGGUUCCGAAAUCGGUGAUUCUGAACCCGACGAUAGUGAUAACCUUCUUCAGACCACGUACGAACGAAGUGCUACGGCGGAGCCCGCACGUGAAAUAGACUUAACGCAGUUUCAAGCAGCAGUGUUAAAGAAGGAGGAUGAAGUCAAUGAUAAAGCUAUACGCGAAAUAGUCUCUGAAGAUUGCAGUUCCACCUUCAUAUGGAAUACUGACACAUUAAUGUUUCAAGGACGACGGGAGACAUUUUCAAGUAAACCGGGACCCACAUUAAAAUUGACAAAACAGACUAAGCUUAUUGAAAUAUUUUACGAAAUGUUUGACAAUGAUUUCAUUGAACUUUUAUGUAUUGCAACCAAUAGGAAAGCAGAAGACAUGAUUGCUUUAAGCCGAAAACAAAACAAAUUUACAACGCAAUCCCGAUUUUAUCAAUGGGUUCCCAUAGAUAGAGACGAAAUGAUAACCUUUUUGGCUAUAAUUAUCCUGCAAGGCCUCUACCGGUUUCAAAACGACAAAGCCUACUUUGUGUUUAAUGGUUUUGGCACUACGCCCUAUUUCGCAAAAAUUAUGUCAUAUGACCGUUUUACAUUGCUAAAAGAUUGCUUAUGUUUCGAGAAUAACCAUAACAUACAGGACACCACUAGACUCGGUAAAAUAAAACCCGUCAUUGAUUACUUGAAUUUAAAAUUUUCUAGCCUCUACAUGCCUUCUCAAGAGAUUGUCAUCGAUGAAACUCUCUUGAAAUGUAAUGGGAGAUUAAGUUUCGCCCAAAAAGUUUCAUCCAGGGCCGCAAAAACAGGAGUAAAAACUUAUGAGCUGUGUGAAUCAUUGACGGGCUACCUCUGGAAAUUUUACGUAGAUGCUGGCAAAGGCAAAUCAACUGGACUCGAUGAGGCACACACAAACGAUGACCUACACGAGGAUGGUACAAAUGGCGAACUGGAAAAGGAGCAGACAAUAAUUGAUAAAUUUGCUAAAGAUGUUGAAGCUGUUGAUAUUAUACCGAGUGAAAAUGAAGACUGUAGUAUUAAAAUUGUUUACAACUUGAUCGAGCCGCUGCUUCAUCGUGGGCAUACUUUAAUAAUGGAUAAUUUUUAUAAUAGUCCAUUAUUAUUGCGACACCUGAAGAAACACAAGACGGAUUGUUAUGGAACCUUACGACUGAGCAGAGAAUUCGUUCCUGAUUCUGUAAGGAAAUUAACAAAGAAAGAUCUCCGACAAGGAGAAGCAAUAGGCACACACUGUUCUGAUUUGGGUAUUAUGGUAUGGCGAGAUGCCAACAUUGUUAGUAUGAUCUCAACAUACCAUAAUUUCCAAACCCGUUCUUUAGAAACCACUAACAAAAUGGGUUAUAAACCAAUAGUAGUAGACGACUAUAAGAAGAGUAUGGCAACACUUCAUAAAAAGGACCAAUUCCAAUCACCUCAACCUAUGAACCGGGUUCGAUGUAGAGGCUGGUAUAAAACUCUCUUCUACAGAUUGUACAAUGCAGGUAUAUUCAACUGUUUUGUAAUAUAUUCCAGUUUACACACUGGAAUAACACAUCGUAAUUUCCGUGUAGCAUUAGCAGAAGAUUUAGUUAGGAUACAUAGGCAAAUAUGUAUAACAAGGGAAUCCCGAAGUUUGAAUAUAAGUCCCGAAGUUCCUAGUUCCAACAUGACUGGAGACGUAAAGAGAUUAAAAAAGCGAAGGAAUAUUAAAGCAAGACCGACGGUGGAAGGUAACCACUUCCCAAUACGUACAGGGAGUUACAACACACGUUGUCGGCUUUGCCCUAAAAAAACCAGAACAGUUUGGAAAUGCGAGGAAUGUAACGUGAAUCUUUGUAUUUUGGGAUGCUUUAAGGCGUUCCACAAGUCAUAG
Molecule: messenger RNA, 2616 nt
Organism: Spodoptera littoralis (African cotton leafworm)
Lineage: Eukaryota; Metazoa; Arthropoda; Insecta; Lepidoptera; Noctuidae
Source: the annotation of a GenBank genome assembly